Daphnia magna is the source of this 1312-nucleotide messenger RNA. RefSeq names its product heat shock protein 110-like. The coding region runs from base 235 to 879 and encodes 214 amino acids. Gene Ontology annotation, biological process: protein folding. The record is from RefSeq and is a predicted model, not a curated record. Gene Ontology annotation, cellular component: cytosol; nucleus. Gene Ontology annotation, molecular function: ATP binding; ATP-dependent protein folding chaperone. NCBI's taxonomy places the organism in Eukaryota, Metazoa, Arthropoda, Branchiopoda, Diplostraca, Daphniidae. The transcript has 6 exons.
UGAUAGUUCGUCGUCAUGUCUUUUCAUUGGAAUUUUCAUGUCUUCUCAGCACACUUGUAAGUUUUGGCAUGUUAAAGUAUUUUGUGUAAUUGUUACAUCAUGAUGAAAACAUGUGCUACAUGUGUGUUGAUGGAAAGCGAUCUAUUUGCAUUUAGACUGACUGAGAGCUAUCAGUUUUUCCUUUCGAGAAAAAUAAAAGGCCAACACCAUGGUUAAAAAGGGUUUUUGUUAACCAUGCUCAAAGUUGCCACUACUCGUGUAUCAUCCAAGCUAUCAUGUGUGUUGAUGGAAAGCGAUCUAUUUGCAAUUAGACUGACUGAAAGCUAUCAGAUUGUCCUUUCGAGAAAAAUAAAAGGCCAACACCAUGGUCAAAAAAGGGUUUUUGUUGACCCCUUGGUUGCUACACAUUCAAUCCUCAUAUCCUUGGAAUGGACCCACUCUUCUCGUUCCUGGAUUCGUCUCUUAGCUGAGGUUGAUAAAUUGAAACGUCAAAUGUCUGCGAACGUCUCUGCCCUUCCUAUUAACGUCGAAUGCCUGAUCGAUGAAAGAGAUUUCUCUGCAAAGAUGAAAAGAUCCGACAUGGAAGAGCUUUGCGCCCCUCUCUUCGAACGAGUUGAAAAAACAUUGCGACGAUGUCUUGCCGAAUCGGGACUGAAACAGGAAGAUAUUUCUGAGAUUGAACUUAUUGGUGGCUCGACUCGUAUCCCAGCUGUCAAAUCACUAAUCGAGCAGGUGUUUGGCAAACCACCCUCCACAACUCUGAAUCAGGACGAAUGCGUUGCCCGUGGCGCUGCUGCAAGAAAGCGUACACUGCUUACAAUAGCGGUGUUGCAGCCUACGAUCACUGGACGCCCGAAGAAGCAAAGAAGUUGGAACUAGCAAUUGCUUAAAAAGUUUCUUGGUUGGAUGCCAACAUCAGCCGUGUGAAGGCAACUCUUAAGACUAAGGACUUGCCUAUUAAAGCCGCUGCCUUCCAUAGCGAACACCAGGCUUUUGAAAGCAGCAUGAAUCCAGUUUUGAACAAACCCAAACCACAGCCUCCUGCCCCACCGGCUGAAGCUGCACAGUCGGGCAAGCCAGAGGAUGCUGCCAACGGCUCAACAAUAGUGCUCCCAGAAUUGAUCCGCGGACCGCAGUCCCGACUCCAUCAUGCGAAAUUAAUUGGCCGUGCAUCACCAACUUAUAUCGGAUGGGCGCUCCGUAUUGAAAACUAUUGCUAAAUUUCAUAAAGCUUUACAUAAUUUUGCUUGGACAAUCAUGUGUAAGUGGUGUAUAAAAUGAAAUGCGUGUUGAAUACAAAUUUUAAAUCGCG